Molecule: messenger RNA, 3310 nt
Organism: Pezoporus flaviventris
Lineage: Eukaryota; Metazoa; Chordata; Aves; Psittaciformes; Psittacidae
Gene: TNFSF8
Product: TNF superfamily member 8
Exons: 4
Coding region: 294-1004 (236 amino acids)
Biological process (GO): CD8-positive, alpha-beta T cell differentiation; immune response
Cellular component (GO): membrane
Molecular function (GO): tumor necrosis factor receptor binding
Source: RefSeq, a predicted model, not a curated record
CGGCAGAUCUGGGUAACUGUUCACCCUCUGACAUCAGAAACCUCCGAUGCAGCACCCGAGAACGCAGCUGCAAAAUCCCUGAUCAAGAACAUGAAGCUCCUUCCCGUCUUCACAGCUGCAUCCUGCUUCACGCCCCCAGGUCCCCCUUUUUUUGUACUACGAGUGAUGAAGGUUUUUUUCCGGAUCACAUGAGCCAGGAUGAAGGGGGAAAAUCCUGCCAGGAAAAGAGAUGGGCUGCAACUUGAACCUGAUCAAGGGGAGAUACAGAGCAGCACCCUGAGAGCUAUAUAAGAAUGGGCUCGGCACAAGAGCAAACACUUUUUCAGGCGAAGGACUUGCAUGAGUCAGCCAUGCAUGUGAAGGAAGACUCCGUUUCAAGGGGGCUUGGAGCCACUAACAGAACAUGUUUGUAUUUCGUCAUCGCUACCCUUGCUGCGUUACUCAUCUUUGCAUUAGCCACCAUCAUGGUCUUAGUCGUUCAGAGGAUGGCAGUGGAUCCUGCCACAGAGGGCAUUGCAAAACCAUUCAAGACAGGGAACACCUCCGAAGACUAUUUAAGAAUCCUACAGAACGUCCCGACCGAGGGAGCGGCUGCGUACAUGAGAGUGUUCAAGCAAGUAAACAGUUCAAAACUGAGCUUGGUUGAGAAGGGCAUUUGUGAAGACAUCCAGUGCAAGAGAGAAGAGCUGGUGAUAAAGAAACAAGGCCUCUACUUGAUCUAUUGCCACUUGAACUUUUAUUUCCCCAGCUGGUCAAACAGUCCCACCGACCUCAAGAUAGAGCUCCUUGUGAAUGACCAAGUCAACAGGCAAACGUUAUCCACAUGGUGCGCCUCCGAAACGUGCCACAAGAAGACUUUUAAGACCUUGUUCCAGCUCCAUUUGACACCCCUUAAUGUGAAGGACCGAGUAUCAGUAACACUCAAUCAUCCUAAAUUCUUAAAUGAAAUUUUUCUUCCCAAUGAAAAUGUUCUUGGGGUCUUGAGGUACAGUGAUGACAUGUGAGCAGCUCUCUGACUUCCCACUGCUGCCCAGAUUGAUCUUUCCCCGAACGAGAGUAGUCUGUUUUUAUUAGGCAACACCUUUAGGAGCUUUGUGAGUAUCCCAGAACAAACCCUAAAACACUGCAAAACCCACACCUGACAGAUUCUUCUGGUGUGAUUUGGGGUUGGAUUGUUGUUGGACUACCCAGUAUACAACCCACAUACCUGACAAUGGUUCCUCAAAGCAAUACUGUGUAAACCCAGAUUAAAACAUAACCAGAUUAUGGGAAGAAUACACAAUAUUGAGACUUGUUGGGUAAUGGACCAUUGGCAAGGUGCCUGUGCUCAGGAGAUGGGGGAAUCUUUUUAACUGAAUUUUAUGGAGUAGUAUUUUGACAUGGACUUACCAAAAAACUAACAAUCAAAGCUUGUAAUCUGGGUUUUCUUUACAAGAACCUUGAAACCGUAACUCUGGAGUAGGUUUAUGGAUAGAAUGUAUGAAAGCAAAGGCAACGGUAUUAUUGACUUUCAAGCUAAAACUCUGGGACAAGACACAGAAGAUAGGGGAUUUACAGGAUAUUUCUGUGCUGCAUCCUGCUAUGGACUUUGUGCAAUUUAUUUCCAAGUGCCUUCUUUUUCACUAUUUAACCAUCUUUUCAAUUUAAAUAUUAAGCUGUUUGGGGCAGAGACUGUGUAUAUGCGCAAUGCUCAGUCUCUGGUCUCACCUGGGGUUGCUAGACCUUUUCAUAACAAAUAUUAGAACAGUAAUCUAGUUGCAGAUCUAGCCACAUAGCUAAGCUCAUCACUGUAUGUUUUCCUUGAAUCCUGUCCUGCCUGUUUGACAGAGCCCUGCAUGACAGCAGGCCACACUGGUGUGGAAAGACACCUCUAAUGCUUUCACCUUCUGAAAAGCCAAGAUUUAUAUCUGAGGUCCAGACUUUCCCAAAAACAACUUCAGGCUUGGCUCUCAGCCAGGAGCUGUGGAGUUUGUGCAGUCCAGAGGACAGAUAUUAUCUGAGCUUCUUUGGUUUAGUUGAAUCCUUAGAUAAUGAAGGAUUAAAGAGUAAUCUCAGGCUCUCUUAGUCUAUGAAUUGCAGUAACACAGGUGUGUAUUUGAGAUUUAAUUAUUACAGUGUGAAGAUAGGAUCAAAAAGUUACAAAAGCUGGUACCAGUUCACUGCUUUCUCUUUUCCCUUCAUCCCUGAGAUCCUACUAGGGUCUAUUUUCACUAGUAUUCAAGUUUUUCCCCUUGUGUUCUUGUAUCUUCUUUCCUUUACACGUCUAGAGAUCAGUGGACUGUUCACAUCAAAAUAUUUAGUCACAGAUUUAGUUUCUAGCUUCAGAAACGCAGUGUCUUCUUAUUCAAGCUUAGUUGAUGUUGUCAACCGAGGUAGUUUAGUUUGCAUGAGCACACUCAAAAAUACUCCUAAUAGCAGUAAUCUGUUAACUGUGCUAUGUCACCAGAAACUGAUGGUACAGCAUGGUGAGGUUUCAUCCCAUUGACCAGCUGACUUCAAAAUACACAAGAAACUUUCAAAGCGCUCAUGAGCAAUCGGCAGGAUUCAUUGCUAGAGAUACUGUUUUGAUGCACAUAGAAUUAUAGAAUGGUUAGGGUUGGGAAGGACAAAAAUUCCUUUUGCUAUUAAUGUGGGGAAAAAAGGAAACAAGAAAACUAAAUCCAUGUUUUCUUUCUUUCUUUUCCCCUUACAGAAAAGGCUUAUCUUGCCUAUGACAUUAUAACCUCCACUGAGGUCUUCUCACCUCCCUAGGCCCUAUAAAUCUUUCAAGUCUAUGAAUAAGGUUUUUAACCUUUGUCUGCCUUCACCUCGAUGCACACAGUGGGUGCCCAGAGAAGUUUAAGCGAGCCCAGCAGCCAGGAAUCAUAGCUCCUGAAUAUAGAAAAGGCAGCUAAUGAAUGAAGAUAUGCAUUUACUCACAUGUAACGACCCACUCCCUUUUCCUAACAGCUUUGAAUAGAAAAAGAAAGACCAUUCUUAAAAAAAAAAAUAAAAAAAAAAUCAGUGCUCUGCAUAGGAUGAUUUUAUUCUAUUAUUUUACCAGAUGGAGAAAAUCCUAACAAAGCAGUGCUAAGCUUCUCAGCCCUAGGCUUUUUAAUACCACAGGAUAAAGCAAUCUGGCCUCUACUCUGUUGUCUCUGAGAAAUAAGAAUAAAUUAUAGCCAUAAAGAGAGCCCAUUAGUAGUGUGCAAUUUUGCCAUCAGUUAGACAAUGUUAAAUUCCUUCCAGUGAAACAAGACACUGAGCCAGCAGCAGCCUCCAUGCUUCCUGGCAGACUCCAAGACACUUCACUCUUUCAUCCUUUUGCCUU